Zea mays is the source of this 1229-nucleotide messenger RNA. Its product is annotated as 6,7-dimethyl-8-ribityllumazine synthase. Gene Ontology annotation, biological process: riboflavin biosynthetic process. Gene Ontology annotation, molecular function: 6,7-dimethyl-8-ribityllumazine synthase activity. The record is from RefSeq and is marked validated. Gene Ontology annotation, cellular component: riboflavin synthase complex; intracellular anatomical structure. The coding region runs from base 279 to 932 and encodes 217 amino acids. The transcript is spliced from 10 exons. Lineage: Eukaryota; Viridiplantae; Streptophyta; Magnoliopsida; Poales; Poaceae.
UUGCUCAGCCAGCUAUGGGCCGCUAUUGCUGAAAAGAGUAAAAAAACCGACAGCCACAGGGCAGGGAGCCAGGGCCGCUCCGCUCCUGCUCCUGCUCCUGCUCCUGCUCUCUCUCUCUCUCUCUCUCUCUCGGCGUCGAUUGGGCGACCGCCGCCGCCGCCCCCAGGUCUUCGCUGGGCCCGUCGCCGGCGACGAGCACCCACCAGGUUCGGAAACAUUGCUGACGUUCACCUGUACCACAGUAGUUCAGUCGAGUAGCUGUCGGACUCGGAACACACAUGCCGGCGAUGGCAACUGCUCCUGUGAAAUUCUCUGUGGCUACGAACUCCCCAUGUGUCCAGCCUAGCUUGCCCCUGAGGCGUACACCUGCCGCCAUCUCCUUCCCUUGUCGUCCAUGGUCAGCCGCAAUGAACUCAUGUACUGGAUUGUUGAGGCGCUCUGACGUGGUUGCAGCCGCGGGGCACCAGAAGUUGAUGGGAUCUUUGACCACUAACGAGGGACUCAGGUUUGGGGUGGUUGUGGCACGGUUCAACGAGGUCGUGACAAAUUUGUUACUACAGGGUGCCCUGGAAACUUUCGAGCGAUACUCUGUUAAAGAAGAAAAUAUAACAGUUGUUAGUGUUCCCGGAAGCUUUGAGGUUCCUAUAACAGCACAAAAGCUUGGGAAAUCUGGGAAAUUUGAUGCAAUUCUGUGCAUUGGAGCUGUGAUUAGAGGUGACACAACCCACUAUGAUGCUGUUGCAAACUCAGCUGCAUCAGGUGUACUCAAUGCUGGAUUAUCUGCUGGUGUUCCUUGUGUAUUUGGUGUUCUAACCUGUGAAGACAUGGAUCAGGCGCUAAACCGCGCUGGUGGCAAGGCUGGAAACAAGGGUGCUGAAGCUGCUCUUACUGCCAUUGAGAUGGCCUCUCUGUUCCGGCAUCACUUAGGCUGACGCUUUUGCGUAUUCUGGUUUCUAUACACGAGGAGCAUAUUUUUUGCUGAUAAUCUGAUGUCAAAGGCAAGAUCAUGAAAUUAAGAUGGCCACAAUGUUCUAUUUCUGAAGUUUAUUGUUGGACAGUAAGUUUUCCGGUUCUAUCGAACUGCUUAUUGUUAACGUUGUCCUUAUUAGUUAUGCGAUCUUAAGCGUUGACGCUGCACUCAUUCUAAGAUACAUGUGCCCGCUAUCACUGCAAACAAGGAACAUACAUCACGAUUACAUGAAUUCAGAGAAGAAUGCGUGAUUUCAGAG